Molecule: messenger RNA, 10543 nt
Organism: Myxocyprinus asiaticus (Chinese sucker)
Lineage: Eukaryota; Metazoa; Chordata; Actinopteri; Cypriniformes; Catostomidae
Exons: 2
Coding region: 5766-6830 (354 amino acids)
Source: RefSeq, a predicted model, not a curated record
UUCAUCUGUUCACCUCUUAUUUUUAUAGUCAUCUACUCCUUGUUAAACAACACAGGGUUUGUGAUGGCACGGAUCUGUACCUUUAAGGGCAAUUGCUCACUAAAAAGCUGGUCACUCACAUACCAUUUCAGAUUUCAAGUAAUUUUAAGUUCGUUUUGAUUUGGAUGUGACCAAAAAUGCGGUUGUCUGUGUCAGUUAGUUGUUUUCUGUGCAAAUAGUUUCUGCACUUCCAUCAGUUCGCGAUCUGCAGAGACACACUGUGAGGACCAGAGCAUGAGAGGCGGGCACUGUCGCAUUGAUUGAUUGACAGCAUAUUGAACGAAUCAGCGCUAAUCGGAGCUAACGUCUCCCCUCACGUGACUUUUCAAUACAUUCGGCAUUUAUGCCCCGUCACACUAAGGUCAAAAUUGCAUACUAAUACUAUUUCUGUCAUAGACACAUAUGGCAAUAGUAAGAGUAGUAUGGGUAGUAUGCCUUUCAAACUCAGACAUGAGAAUACAAUGAGCUGAAUCAGAAUGAGCUUUAUUGCCAAGUGUUCUCACAUUCACAAGGAAGGCUUAAGAGACGCCGCCUCCCACUGAAACAUUAUCCAAUGGGUGUCGCUGUUUGACAGAAUGACUGCAGAAAAAUGACUGCUAAACACAUUAUUUGCAUUCACAUUUCAUAAUAUUUUAUUAGUUUUAUUUAUGGACAGUCGUUUAUUUUGCUCACCCGAAUUUUUUACCUGUUAAACCUGUGUAUCUAUAAAUCCCACUUUCCCCGGCAUGAUUGGCUAAGUAAGCUGCAAUUGGGUAGUUAAGAUAACAUUCAUAUGUAGCGACCAUAGUUAUUAAUAUUAUAAUAUAAUGCCACAGUUGCGUCAUAGUGUAAAUCAAAGCCGCUUUCAAGGCAAGUCAGUCCACUUGGUGGCCAUCUUGGGAACGCUCCCGGGCAGCUGUUUUCUGUGUAUACAAAAAAAAGUAGGCUACAGCUUCUAUCUACUUGAAUGGGGAAAGACCGAAAUCUCCAAAGUGGUUGGUUAAGAUUAUGAUCAAAUAACACAUUUCAAAUCAGCAUUAAAAUCUGACUUGAAAAAAAAAAAAAAAAUUAAAAAAAAAAAAAAAAAAAAUCUGGCUGUUCCAGCCAAUGCGCAUGAUGCUUUUGCACAGUGCCUGUGAAGCUUAGGCAGAGCCCUUCAAUCAAGUGGAGACUACAAGCUUAGCAAUAAAAUAGCAUAACAGUGGUCCCAUUGACAUUCUAUAUCGAUACACAGGGGAGGAGACAAGAGGCUGUUUUUUAAUGGAUGUCUAUGGAGGAGAUGCUUGAGUGUGCUAAAUAAACUGCUUUUGUGAGGAAACAGCUCACAAUAAUGACCUCCUGUCUGCAUGUUUUACACUAAACAAUCCUUUUGGAAUGAACUAUGUGUGGAGUUUAUUCAGUGUUCGAGCUCUUGGGGGCUCCCCUUACACUGACAACUCCUCGCCCCCUUUAAAGAAUUUACAACAUUAAUCCAGCUAUUUGUGGUCACCUCUUUAAUAACAUAUUGCUAUUAUGUUUAUCACUAUUAAUUCAUCUGAUUUCAUCACGUGCAAAUGCCCGGAUGUGUAAUGCGGAAGUAAGCGCGAGUUCCGUGCGCGAGGUGUCAAGGACAUGGGGGGGCUAGUCACGGCAUCCGUCAUGCUAUUCUCCCCGUCAGCGUUCGAGGGAGCAAGCGCAUGUAAACGCGUGCAGCGGGAGUCGCAAAUGUAAACAGGGAGAUGGUGCGCAACAGAGAUAGCGGUACGUGUAGUACAUGGUAACAGAGUAAGUCCCAAUGAGCCCAGUGAAAUGGGCAUGUGGAUCAGAAUAACAAGAAAUUUGUCUUGGUGACAGGAGCUUCCAGUGUACAACAAUACAAAAUCAGCAGCAAGACAUAGAUAAUAAUAAAAAAAAUAAAAAAUAAUUAUACAAAUACACACACUGACACACAUACACUACCGGUCAAAAGUUUUGAAACACUUACUCAUUCUUUAUUAGAAUUAUUAUUAUUAUUAUUAUUUUUUUUUUUCACAUUUUAGAAUAAUAGUAAAGUCAUUAAAACUAUGGAAUAACAUAAAUGGAACCAUGGGAAUUAUGUUGUGAGUAAACAAAAUCCAAAAUAAAUAAAAAAUGUUUAUAUUUUAGCAUCUUCAAAGUAGUCACCCUUUGCCUAGAAUUUUCAAAAAUGUACUCUUGACAUUUUCUCAACCAACUUCUUGAGGUAUCACCCUGGGAUGCUUUUUAAACAGUAUUGAAGGAGUUCCCAUCUAUAUGCUGGGCACUUAUUGGCUGCUUUUCUUUAUUAUUUGGUCCAAGUUAUCAAUUUCAAAAACUUGUUUUUUUUAAUGAAAUUUUUGAUUUAUAAUUAAAUAAAUUAAUAUGGUGGCACAAUUAUAUUUCUGACUACAAAACUAAAAAAAAGACUAAACUGUGUAUUGCACAUAGCUAUUGCUCAAUGGGGCAAUUUUAACUGUUCAUGAGAUGAAUAGCCUGAGGGAAAAAACUGCUCCUGUGCCUGACGGUUCUGGUGCUCAGAAGGCAAGAAGGCAACAGGUAAUAGGCAGGGUGAGUGGGGUCCAGAGUAAUGGGGGGGGGGCAACCAAUAAUCCUCUCAGAAGUCCAAACUGUCCUUUGUAGUCUUCUGAUGUCUGAUUUCGUAGCUGAACCAAACCAGACAGUUAUUGAAGUGCAGAGGACAGACUCAAUGACUGCUGAGUAGAACUGUAUCAGCAGCGCCUGUGGCAGGUUGAACUUCCUCAGCUGGCGAAGGAAGUACAACCUCUUCUGGGCCUUUUUCACAAUGGAGUCAAUGUGUGUCUCCCACUUCAGAUCCUGUGAGAUGGUAGUGCCCAGGAACCUGAAUGACUCCACUGCUGCCACAGUGCUGUUUAGAAUGUUGAGGGGGGUCAGUGUUGGGGUGUUCCUCCUAAAGUCCACAAUCAUCUCCACUGUUUUGAGCAUGUUCAGCUCAAGGUUGUUUUGACUGCACCAGACAGCCAGCUGUUCAACCUCCCUUCUGUAUGCAGACUCAUCAUCAUCUCGGAUGAGGCUGGUGACAGUGGUGUCAUCUGCAAACUUCAGGAGCUUGACAGAGGGGUCCUUGGCGAUGGUCAUUGGUGUGGAGGGAGAAGAGUAGUGGGGAGAUCACACAUCCCUGGGGGGCACUAGUGCUGAUUGAACAGAUGCUGGAAGUGAGUUUCCCCUGUCUCACAAGCUGCUGCCUGUCUGUCAGAAAGCUGGUAAUCCACUGACAGAUAGACAUGGGAACAGAGAGUUGGUGUAAUUUAUUCUGGAGUAUAGCUAGGAUGAUGGUGUUGAAAGCCGAACUGAAGUCCGCAAAAAGGAUCCUUACCUUGUUGUGGUACCGCCAAGACGUUCUCUUGCUUCCGUUUUCCAGACAUAUAUAGCUGAUGUUCAUGGAGAAAGGGAGCUAGUGUUGUGAGCAGACAACCCUGGCACAGUGGAGGUGCAAACGGAACAGCUGCCACCUGAGGGUGAACACCCUGUCCAUGAUUUUAGAGGUGAGGGGUUGUAUUCAGAUGAGCAGAGGAAGAUGGAUCUACUACUUCGCCGCUGGAGUAAGGUUUUGCUGGAUAGUGGGGUGUGUGGUGAGGCAAAAUUCCAGUCCAUGGGCAGCUCCCAUUGUGUUGGUGAUGAAGAAAGAUAAUUCAUGGAGGUUCUGUGUAGAUUAUCGGAAGCUCAAUGCCCUGGGUCAUAAGGAUGCUGUCUAAAGCAGUCUCAGUGGUUCUCAGCAUUGGACUUGGCCAGUGGUUACUGGCAAGUAGAGGUCGAUCCUAGGGAUAGAGAGAAGACUGCCUUCACUACCCCUCUUGGCCUUUCUGAGUUCCAGAUGAUGCCCUUUGGACUUUACAACACCUCAGCAACCUUCCAGAGGUUGAUGCAAAGGUGCAUGGGGGGCCUGCUCAAUGACACCAUCCUCAACUUGAUUUUGUGAUAGUUUACUCUCCAGAUUUUGACAGUCAUUUGCAGCACCUGGAACAGGUGUUUGAGCAGCUAUUAAGACAUGGAUUUUACAUGCAAGCUUUUCCAGUCCAAGGUCAAUUACCUUGGGCAUGUGGUAAGCAGGGAAGGGGUCUCCACAGACCCCGGAAAACACUCACCUCUCCACCGAUGCAAGCCUAAAAGGCCUAGGGGCUGUUUUGUCUCAAGUACAAGGUGGUAGAGAAAGAGUGAUUGCUUACACCAGCAGAAGCAUUUCGAAAAAAUGAAAAGAAUGUUCAGAAUUACAACUCAUUUAAGCUUGAGCUCCUGGCCCUAAAAUGGGCAGUUUCACAUAAGUUCAAAGACAAUUUUUUGGGGCCAAAGUUACAGUUUGUGUGGACAAUAGCCCGCUGAUUCAUUUGCAAUCAGCAACCCCUGGAGCUGUAGAACAGAGGUGGGUGGCACAAUUGUCAGAUUUUCAGUUUGACAAAGUAUCGACCCAGUAGUAUUAAUGAAUGGCAGGUACAACAACAAGAAGACCCCAACCUACAAAGAGAGGGCUCAAAUAGAAGAUCCAUCCCAAACGUUACAUGAACAAGAUCUUAAGACGUUCAACAAGGGAGACAAUAGGUAAGAGAUCUGCCUGGUAUUUAUAACAGGUGGGGUUGGGGCUGUCGGGAUGACAAUUAAAAAAGGGGCGUGGGGGAUGACAAAUAGCAAAGUUUUUGAGCUGUGCUAUAACGUUUGAAGUGCAAAGUAUUUUCACAUAUUGUUUUUCUUAAAGUAAUAGGAGUUUUGUAUUUUGCAGUGAGUUUUGCUUACUAUCACAAUGUGUAUGUAAUCACCUUUCUUGCUUUUGUUUUUCCCAAUUGUCACUUUUCUAAUUACCCCGUGCUUAAUUAUUGCUGUAACCACAUUUGUCCCCCAAAUGAGCCCAUCCCUCGAAAAGAAGUGUCCGCUUACCUGUCUGGGUCCUUUCGCUUGGAAAGAAGAGCAGUCACGUGGAGCUGAGAUGCUAAUCAGCUGUGAACACAAGGAAGCCCAUAAGUGGGGCGGGGGGGGGGGAUCACGCUGGUGAGAGAGACGGUAAACACUGAGAAUUCUUUGAAGAGCGCUUACUAGAAUAAGUAGAGGAAAGUUUGGAUUCCACAGGUUUAAUGGUUGAGGUCCCCAGGCAUAUUUGAUCCUUGUGGUGAAACCAAUUGUUUGGUUUCAGUGCCUUCUGGAUUCCUGUUGCGUACCAAGCGGCUGUUCUAAGUGGUGACAUGGAAUCGUGGAUUCCUGAAAGUCCUGGACUGGAGUUUUUUUGUUUUUUUAUCUUUGAGUGUCGGACUUCUAUAGUUGGACAAUUUUGUACAUUUUAUGAAUGUGAUUGGUGAUUGUGGUAGCGGGGCGUGGUCAAGCGUCCAUCCGGAGAGAGAGAAAGUGGUAAGGGUGCUUGCACCUGAGUUAGAUUAUGUUUAACACCUGUCUCUAAUUCCAAUGAGCAUGGGGAGAGUGGCAUAUAAACAGCCACGCCACCAGCAGCAGAGGGAGAGAGUCUGGCACAAGGAAGGCCACGGUGCUGCAGAAGCUGUUGUGCUUAAUCUAUUGUGUUUGUGAAGCUGAUGUGUUUAAGUAACUAUAUGCCUGUGAAGCUGAUGUGUUUAAGUAACUACGUGCCUGUGAAACUGAUGAGUUUGUGAAAUUGUUAAGCAUUGAGGUGGCCGAUUAAAUCUCGUACCUGAACCUGGAAACCCCGCUUCCCUGUGUUCUCCUUCCCUUCUGCCUGUGAAGCAGUGUCACACUGGUGCCGAAACCCGGGAAUAAAAACUGAAGUACGCCCCAUGGAGUCCUCCCAGGUGUCCGAGAUCCUCCAGUCCCUCGCCAGUAUACAUCAGUCCAACCAGCAAUCACUGCUUGAGCUACGCCAAGACCAGGAACGGUGCUUCUUCGAGAUCCUACAGGCUCAAGCAGAGGACCGGCUCGCGAUCCAGAGCCUCCUCGGCCAGGAGAAAGAGAGAGCCGCGACCCCGGACCACCGCAGCCAACUACCUCCCCCCACACUCCUGAAGAUGAGAGCCGAAGACGAUGCCGAGGCUUUCCUCAACUUAUUUGAGAGAACUGCAGAGAUCGCGGGCUGGCCGCGUGACCAGUGGGCAGCCAGGUUCCUCCCAUUGCUGUCCGGGGAAUCUCAGCUUGCUGCCCAACAGUUGCCGGCAACUAAUCUCCUGGCCUAUGACGACCUGAAAAAGUCUAUCCUGCAGCGGGUGGGUCGUAGCCCAGAACAGUAUCGCCAGCUGUUCUGGACCUUGAAGCUGGGGAAGACCGACCGCCCAUUUGCUUUUUCCCAACGGCUCCAAGACGUGUGCCGGAAAUGGCUGCUGGCGGGGAAUUGCGACAUCACGGGAGUUGUCGACCAGGUGGUACUGGAGCAGCUAAUCCAUCGACUGCCAAGAGGAACGGCGGAGUGGGUCCAGUGCCACCGCCCGGCAUCACUGGAGGAAGCCGUUCGACUGGCAUUUUGUGGCGUACCGGAGGGUGGAAGAGCCCUCCCACUCUCUCUCCCCCUACCCUAUGUUUUCCCCGAUCUCUUCCCCCUCCCCUCUUCUCUCUCACUCUGCUCUCUCCCCAGAGCCUGUUCCUGUCCCGCGGAGGCGAGGAGUCCUGCCACCAAAGCCAGUUCCGUCUCCCACAGCAGCAACAGUGCCCAGCCGCUCUCCCCCUCAGGUGGAAGUGCCCGCCGACAUAGGUGCGAGCGUGACGCCUGGGCCGGUCUGCUGGAGUUGCGGAGAUCCGGGACACUUCCGGGAUCAGUGGGCUGUGUGUCAUGGAGCUGGGAACGGUGGUCCAGAUCCCCGACACUCUGCAGACUGCCCCUGAUUGGGCCGGAGCGUACCGGAUACCGGUAAGUGUCAUGGGGGAACUCACCAAGCAUUGGCUUUAGGCACAGCUAAAACAGUAAGGGUGAAGUGUGUGCAUGGGGAUAUUCACAACUACCCUGUGGUGACCCUUGUUAUUAAAUUUCGGGGAACAAAACAUAGAGUGGAGGCCACGGUUAGUUCCCGCCUCACCCAUCCGCUGAUUUUGGGGACUAAUUGGCCUGAGUUUAGAAAUGUAUUAAAGGGAAUAUGCGCGGAUGGGUCCUGAUCUAAAGCCACGAGAUGUGAGAUUUGUGAUGCUCUGGCAGGGGAGGCGGAGCCAGGGCUGUCUUCGUCUGCUCCACGUCAGGAUGACGUGGAGGGGGAGAGGCUGCAGCCCCUCCUGUCCUCGGGGGAUUUCCCGAAGGGGAUUUCCCUUUGGAGCAGUUGUGAGACGAAACCAUCAAGCACGCCUUUGACCAACUGAGAGUGAUCGAUGGUCAACAACUCCAGCCGGGCGUCACCCUUUCAUAUCCUUAUUUCUCAAUUAUAAACGAGCGGUUGUAUAGAGUGAUGCAGGACACUCAAAGGAAGAUACAACCCAGCUCUUAAUACCAUGGAGUCGUCGGGAAAUGGUGUUCCAGGCGGCUCAUUAUAAUCUCAUGGCGGGUCAUCUAGGGAAAAGGAAAACACUGAACCAUCUAAUAGCCCAUUUUUAUUGGCUGGGCAUUGGCGGCGAUGUCAGCAGGUGGUGUGCGGCAUGCCGUGAAUGCCAGCUGGUGAAUCCACCGGUCACCCCAAAAGCGCCAUUGCGCCCUCUUCCGCUGAUCGAGAUCCCCUUUGAGAGAAUUGGAAUGGACCUCGUCGGGCCAUUAGAGCGGUCUGCACGCAGACAUCGCUUUGUAUUAGUCCUAGUGGACUAUGCAACGCGAUACCCGGAAGCAGUGCCUCUGCGCAACAUCUCAGCACGCAGUGUUGCGGAGGCACUCUUCAAAAUAAUCUCCCGGGUGGGGAUUCCGAAAGAAAUCCUCACUGAUCAAGGCACAAACUUUAUGUCACGAACACUAUGCAAGCUUUACGAAUUAUUGGGCAUUAAAUCAAUCCGCAUCAGCAUCUAUCAUCCACAAACAGAUGGCCUGGUGGAGCGAUUUAAUAAAACCCUUAAAAAUAUGAUUCGUAAGUUCGUACAUGAGGAUGCUAGAAAUUGGGACAAAUGGCUCGAUCCCCUGUUAUUCGCAAUACGAGAGGUCCCGCAAGCCUCCACGGGGUUUUCUCCAUUCGAGCUACUAUACGGGCAGCACCCGCACCGCGUGCUUGAUGUUAUGCGCAAAGCUUGGGAGGAGGGACCUUCAAAAAGUAAGAAUGAAAUACAAUACGUUCUUGAUCUUAGAGCAAAACUCCACACCUUGGGGCAACUAACACAGGAGGACUUGCUCCAAGCUCAAGAAUGACAGUGCCGACUGUAUGACAGGGGAACUCGGCUGCGGGAAUUUGCACUGGGAGAUAAGGUACUGGUAUUACUUCCCACAUUGAGCUCCAAAUUACUCGCCAAGUGGCAAGGACCCGUUGAGGUCACACGACAAGUGGGGGAUCUCGAUUAUGAGGUAAAGCGAACCGAUAGAGGGGGCGCACGUCAAAUAUACCACCUCAACCUCCUGAAAUUGUGGAGCGAGGCGGUCCCUGUGAUGUUGGCUACGGUAGUCCUGGAGAGGGCAGAGCUCGGGCCAGAGGUGAAUACAAAACAGAAUCAUUUCACCCCAGUCACUUGCGGAGACCACCUCUCACCAUAUCAACUCGCAGAGGUUGCCAAAUUGCAGAAGGAGUUUGCAGACGUGUUUUCCCCUCUACCGGGUCGUAUGAACCUCAUACAGCACCACAUCGAGACUGAGCCAGGGGUGGUGGUACGUAGCCGUCCCUACCGAUUGCCUGAGCACAAAAAGAAAAUUGUCCGGGAAGAAUUGGAUGCUAUGCUCGAUAUGGGGGUAAUAGAGGAAUCCCACAGCGAUUGGUCCAGCCCAGUUGUUCUAGUUCCUAAGAGCGACAGGUCUGUAUGAUUCUGUGUGGAUUAUAGAAAAGUCAACGCGCUGUCUAAAUUUGAUGCAUACCCAAUGCCUCGCAUUGAUGAGUUGCUCGAUUGGUUGGGCACUGCUCGAUUUUAUUCGACACUGGAUUUGACCAAGGGUUAUUGGCAGAUCCCUUUGAGACCAAUUUCCCGUGAAAAAACAGCUUUCUCCACACCGUUCGGAUUACACCAAUUUGUGACACUUCCGUUCAGUUUGUUUGGUGCCCCGGCUACGUUUCAGUGUCUCAUGGACCGAAUCCUCAGACCGCAUUCGGCUUACGUUGCUGCCUAUUUGGAUGACAUCAUCAUUUACAGCAGUGAUUGGCAGGGGCACAUGCAACAUCUGAUGGCGGUUCUGAGAUCGCUGCGACGGGCCGGACUCACAGCAAACCCCAAGAAGUGCGUGAUUGCAGCCUGCCCGAGGCCCAAGACCAAAAAGGGGGUGAGACAGUUCCUGGGGCUGGUUGGCUAUUAUAGGAGAUUUGUGCCUAAUUAUUCGGACGUCACCAGCCCGCUGACUGAUCUCACUAAAAAGGGAGCUCCAGACCCGGUCCAGUGGACGGAGCAGUGUCAACAGGUGUUUAUGCAAGUGAAAGCCACACUUUGCGGGGGGCCACUUUUACAUUCACCCGAUUUCUCUCUCCCUUUUGUCUUGCAGACGGACGCUUCAGACAAAGGGCUGGGGGCCGUACUCUCGCAGGUGGUGGAGGGGGAGGAGUGCCCGGUGCUGUACAUUAGCCUAAGCUCUCGUUGAGGGAGACUAAGUACAGCACCAUGGAAAGGGAGUGUCUCGCCAUUAAGUGGGUGGUCCUCACUCUCCGGUACUACCUGUUGGGGCGGGCCUUCACCCUCUGCUCGGAUCACGCCCCACUCCAGUGGCUCCACUGCAUGAAAGAUACCAACGCGCGGAUCUCCCGUUGGUAUCUGGCUCUUCAGCCAUUUAAGUUCAACAUGGUCCACAGACCAGGAGUGCAGAUGGCUGUCGCUGACUUCCUCUCCAGAAAUGGGGGGGUGGGGGGGGUGGGGAGGAGUGGCAAGCAGGCCUGAUGCCUCCCCAGCCUGAGUCAGGCGGUGGGGAUUUGUGGCAGCAGGGGUGUGGUCAAGUGUCCGUCCGGAGAGAGAGAAAGCGGUAAGGGUGCUUGCACCUGAGCUAGAUUAUGUUUUUUUUGAUUAUGUAGGCGAAUCGUGGAACACUUCCACUUUCAGGAAAAAGGUGGAUACAAAUAAAAUUCUGCUUGUUUUACUUACUUCUCUGCCUCCUUGAGUCUUUGUGGUGUGGCCCUGGGAUCUAGAACCAGCGAAGGAAACAAAUAGUUAACAAGCCUUUGACAGCAACACAUCAUGUGCAUUUGAAAUGUCACUUCCUUCAGCUGAUAAAAAUGCUUUGGUAUAGUAAAAACAUUUUUUGUGUUCCAUCUGAGACAUUACUACACUUUGAAAAGUCAUACACUAGAUGGCUGAAUGCAUAGAGUACAGUAUAGUGCAAGUGCACAGUGUAGUGUGUCAUUUCAGACCCAGCUAUAGUGUUAAAGGUACGAUUCUUUAGUUAGUCAGCCCUCCUAAUUACCCUCAUACAACAUUGUAGUAGUUAUUUAGGAGGUGGUUAGCUGGCAAACAGUAGUCUUUUUAGAUGAGAAUGUUCUUAGUUCUAACAUUCAAAGAUAAAAAGAAUGUUUUCAUAGUAUAAUCAAAAUGUUUUAUU